UGGACUCUUGCAUGAUCCAAAAAGGUGCUCUCUUUAUAUUCUUCCCUUCUUUUCUCUCUCUUUCUUCUUCUCCUCCUUCUUUGUGUGCUAAUGGCUUUUUUAUCUGCUUCUGUGUCGGCUAACGAGGGUAAUUCUUGAUUGAAUCUUUGAAAGAAAGACACCCAAAGAAAGAUUCAUCACUGUCUUUUUUUUUUUUUCGUUAUGUUUUUUCUUUUUUAAUCCUAGUUAUCCUUUUUGGGUCUUUAUAGGAGGAGAAUUUGGAGGAGUUUUUGUUUACAGAGACUUUGUGUGUAGUUAGUUACUGAGAGUUUGAGGUUUUUUCUUUUAUGGGCUCAAAGAGAGUGUAAGAAAAGCAGAGACUUUUUCUGUCUGUGUUUCUGUGUCUGGGUUUUCCUUGUUUUUGUGGAUCUUAAUUUUGGAAGUAGUAGAAGUUUUGACAGUGAACUCAAAACUUGGUGAAUUGAACAGUGGUUUUCUUUCUUGUGGAGAUAAAGUGAUUUAGUCUCUGAUCUUUGUACAAGAAACAAGCAAAGAGGAAGCGUUUUUUUUUUUUGCUUUAAUAUUUUGUUCAAUUAUAGCGUAUCGUAGAAGCAGAUUUUGGUGUUAAAAGCUGUUAAAGAGAGGCAAAAAAAAAAAAAACUGUUUAAAUUGGAGGAAGAUAUAGUUUUGGGGGGCUUUGAAUAUUAUUUAGUGAUGAAGCUUUAGCUGUAUUGAGAGAAAAGAUGGAGCUUUUUGGAAUCUGAAGUUGGCUCUCUAAUGUUGAGGUUCUGUGGAAUUACAAAAUUUUGUUUUGAAUUCUCUUUCUGGUGAGGAUCAAAAGAAGAUCCUCACUGGAUAUUUUGUUGGACGUGGCAAAAAAUUCUUAAUCACAGUUUCCCUUGAUCAUACAUGCUUUACAAGCAUUUACUUAGAGAGAAGAGAAAACGAAAUAUUUUACUGUUGCAAUCAUUGUUUUGAUUGAGAUGAUUACGUUUAUGGACUCAAAAGAGAAACUGAAGGAGAUGGAGAAGUGCUUGGAUUCUCAGCUAUGGCAUGCCUGUGCUGGAGGAAUGGUUCAGAUGCCUUCAGUUAACGCCAAAGUCUUUUACUUUCCUCAAGGCCAUGCUGAGCACGCUUGUGGCCCUGUUGAUUUCAGGAACUGCCCUCGAAUACCGGCUUAUGUACUCUGCAGAGUCGCUUCUGUUAAGUUCAUGGCUGAUCCUGAGACUGAUGAGGUUUUCGCGAAAAUUGGGCUGAUCCCGGUUAGUACUAAUGAUCCUGAUUUUGAAGAUGAUGGAAUUGGAAGCAUUCAUGGGAAUGAAACACAGGAAAAGCCGGCAUCUUUUGCUAAGACAUUGACUCAGUCAGAUGCAAACAAUGGUGGUGGUUUUUCUGUUCCAAGGUAUUGUGCUGAGACGAUAUUUCCAAGAUUGGAUUACUCUGCCGAUCCCCCCGUUCAGACUAUUCUUGCAAAGGAUGUCCACGGGGAGACCUGGAAAUUUAGGCAUAUAUAUAGAGGGACGCCAAGGAGACAUCUUUUGACUACGGGAUGGAGCACUUUUGUGAACCAUAAGAAGCUUGUGGCUGGGGAUUCGAUUGUGUUUUUAAGGGCGGAGAAUGGGGAUCUUUGCAUUGGUAUACGAAGGGCGAAAAGGUGCAUUGGAGGAGGGCCUGAGUCUUCAUCUGGGUGGAACGCUACUGGUGGAAAUUGUGUGGUGCCAUAUGGAGGGUUUUCAGCGUUUCUGAGGGAAGAUGAGAGCAAGUUGAUGAGAAAUGGCAGUACUAAUGGGCUUAACUCAAAUAGUAAUUUGAUGGGGAAGAGAAAAGUUAGGCCUGAACAAGUUAUUGAAGCUGCAACUCUUGCUGCCAACGGGCAGCCAUUUGAGGUUGUUUACUACCCCAGGGCGAGUACGCCCGAGUUUUGUGUGAAGGCCUCUUUGGUGAAAGCAGCAUUACAGAUCCGGUGGUGCUCGGGGAUGAGAUUUAAAAUGGCCUUUGAAACAGAGGAUUCUUCACGGAUUAGUUGGUUCAUGGGCACUAUAUCUUCUGUUCAAGUUGCUGAUCCCCUCCGCUGGGCUGACUCACCUUGGAGGCUUCUUCAGGUUACAUGGGACGAGCCGGAUUUGCUUCAAAAUGUAAAACGUGUCAGUCCUUGGCUGGUGGAAUUGGUUUCGAACAUGCCCGCGAUUCAUCUAUCUCCCUUUUCACCACCAAGGAAGAAGUUGAGACUGCCACAACACCCAGAUUUCCCCCUUGACAGUCAACUUCCAAUGCCAACAUUUUCAGGCAACCUUCUUGGGCCCAGCAGCCCCUUUGGGUGUCUACCCGACCACACUCCUGCUGGCAUGCAGGGAGCCAGGCAUGCUUAUUAUGGUCUAUCUUUAUCGGAUCUCCACCUCAAAAAACUGCAGUCAGGUCUCUUUCCGGCUGGUUUCCCACCACCUGAUCAUGCUGCUACACCCAAUAGGACCUCCAAUGGUGGCCCAAUCAUUCAAAAGCCUAGCAUGAGUGAGAAUGUUUCUUGUGUGCUAACUAUGGCCCAUUCUACCCAGAAUUGUAAGAAAACUGAUGAUGCAAAGACGCCCCAGCUUGUACUUUUUGGUCAGCCAAUUCUUACAGAGCAGCAGAUCUCUCUCAGCUGCUCUGCUGAUACAGUCUCGCCAGUUCUUACUGGAAAUAGUUCAUCAGAAGGGAAUGUAGAUAAGAUGGCAAAUUUUUCUGAUGGUUCUGGAUCUGCACUUCAUCAACAAGGCCUGCCAGAGCGCUCAUCCUGUGAAGGUUUCCCAUGGUAUAAGGAUAAUCGCCAAGAAGCUGAAACUAACUUGGAGACUGGUCACUGUAAAGUUUUUAUGGAAGCAGAGGACGUAGGUCGAACACUUGACCUUUCAUUCCUGGGUUCUUAUGAUGAAUUGUACAGAAAGCUGGCAGACAUGUUUGGUAUAGAAAAUUCUGAGACUCUGAGCCAUGUGCUCUAUCGGGAUGUUACAGGUGCAGUCAAACACAUAGGAGAUGAACCAUUCAGUGACUUCAUGAAAACUGCAAGGAGAUUGACAAUUCUAAUGGAUUCAAGCAGCGACAACAUAGGAGAGUAUAAAGGAAGAAACAAACACUGAAUUUCAACUUGUACAGCUAGUUGCUCAAAUCCUUUAUUCUCGUGCUGACUUAUUCACCCUUUUUGAAGUUGUAGGAGGAGCUGCUUCAGUCCAAGUUCUGGACUUCCAACCUUUAAUCUUCCCUUACUCUUGUUUUUCUUCAUUGUUUUGAAGGGAUAUGUUGAUUUUGAAGCUUUAUUUUCAAGGUCAUAGUUCAUUAAAAAUUUUUGUUGGUAUAUUGUUCUUUUAGGUUCCUGGUUUCAUAGGCAGCUGGUUCCUACAAGUACCAAGUCAAUUUGUAGGACAUGGUCUGUGUGUAUUAGAGGGUUUUUUUCCCCCUUUUUCCCUUUUUCCUCUCUUUGGGAAUUGAUUGAAGUCCUGUUAGAAGCAAAGUUCAAGCACAUCCCCCUGGUCCCUUCUGUACUUGAUUUCUUAAUAACUAUUAAUUGUACAAUACAAAGGUUUUCCUGUUAUUAUAAAGGCUGAUUUCCCUUA
Molecule: messenger RNA, 3566 nt
Organism: Theobroma cacao (cacao)
Lineage: Eukaryota; Viridiplantae; Streptophyta; Magnoliopsida; Malvales; Malvaceae
Product: auxin response factor 18-like
Biological process (GO): response to hormone; regulation of DNA-templated transcription
Cellular component (GO): nucleus
Molecular function (GO): DNA binding
Source: RefSeq, a predicted model, not a curated record